Molecule: messenger RNA, 1061 nt
Organism: Tribolium madens (black flour beetle)
Lineage: Eukaryota; Metazoa; Arthropoda; Insecta; Coleoptera; Tenebrionidae
Product: CD151 antigen-like
Exons: 5
Coding region: 261-971 (236 amino acids)
Cellular component (GO): membrane
Source: RefSeq, a predicted model, not a curated record
UGCUUUUUACUCUCUCUGAUUUGUUUGUAUGUAAUUAGUUUUUUUGUAAGAAUUAGAGUCAACAAAGUUUCUCUAGUCGAAAUUUCUGAUAAAGGUGAGUAAUAGGCAAAAGGCGUGAUUCUUGAUUCAUUUGGUCGUUAUUGACCACAAGGAGUGGAGGGGCGACACGCAAAAACAACAAACAAAACAUACAGGUGUGUGGCGUCGUACAACGUGACUAUUCCUCUUCUUCUUCAACCACCCAAAAAUACAUCCCCAAAAUGGCUUUUGGCCGCCGAAUGGAUGGCUGCGGUAACAUCAUGAAGUAUAGCCUCUUCAUUGUCAACAUAAUAAUACUAUUGGGCGGCUUGAUCGUCGCCGGUUUAGGCCUGUGGACCGUCAUCGACAAGUCCUUCGCCAACGAACUUCUGGGCACCAAUCUUUACUCUGGCGCCGCUUACGUCCUCGUCAUCACUGGACUUUUGGUCUCCUUCAUCUCCUGUUUUGGUUGUUUUGGCGCUAUCAAAGAAGUCCGCUGUAUGCUAGUCACGUACUUCAUCGCUUUGUUCCUUAUUUUUGUCACGAUGCUAAUCGGGGGAAUCCUCGGUUACGUUUUCCGGGAGAAAGUCGAUACGACUGUCAGGAAUGGCAUGGUCGGCUCUUUAAAGUCCUAUGGGAAUUACAGACCCGUGACAGAGGCCUGGGAUGAGACCCAGAGCCGACUUAUGUGUUGCGGAGUCAACGACUGGAAGGACUGGAGGGAUAACAUCCCGGAUUCGUGCUGCAAACCGGUGUUAGGAAGGAGACAGAGAUGCAAUUUAUUGGUGGAGAAUCAAAAUUCGUUCACACUAUAUACGAGGGGUUGUUUGGAAGUCACUAAGGAGUAUGUGAAGGAGCAUGCGGUUAUCAUCGGGUCGGCGGGGAUCGUAGUAGCCUGCCUUAUGAUUUUGGGAAUGAUCUUUUCCUGUGUACUUUUCAAAAUGCUCGAAUAAGUCCAAGUCUCUUUGUGUUUUACUUUUUCAAAUGUAUUUAUCUAAACUAAUUAUAAGAUUAAUCAUUAAAAUAAAUGUUUUUUUAUAAUA